CCGCACCCCGUGACCCAGCCUCCUUUCUAUAGGCCUUGCUUUCUAGCUAACAAAGUUAGGGGAUUUUUAAAUUCAAAACAGUACAAUUGAAUCCAAUGCUCCAUGAAACUAUGUGAUAGCUUGUGUUAUCAUGCUUUCGACAUUGGCCGUGCUCGGGUAUAUUGCUGCACUCAUGUCACCAGCGAUGUGCUGUCUUUCUGACGAAUAUGAGACAAGGGACGGGGAAUGCUGCUCGUUAUGUCUCGAAGGUUCCGUUGUUCGAAGAGACUGCACACAGCAGUCAGGCAUACAGCAGUCAGGCACACUGUGCAGCCGCUGUGUGAAUGGGACUUAUAUGAACCAACCCAAUGGCCUGACUAAAUGUUUCUUCUGCACCUCCUGUGAUCAAGGUCAUGGUCUCUUUGUCCAACAGGAGUGCACAACCACAAAGGACACAAUUUGUGAUGUUUUAAGUGGCUAUUUCUGCAAAGAUUUGAUGGAUGAUGCAGGAUGUAGUUUAGCAGAAAAACAUUCUCCAUGUGCACCUGGUCACAGGAUAAAAGUACCUGGAACCAGCAGAACUGAUACAGUGUGUGAACUUUGUCAGCCAGGCCAUUUUUCACAGGAUGGCCUGUAUUGCACGGCUUGGACUAGUUGCUCAGAAACCCAAGUAAAGGUGGAAGGAAACAGCAGCAGUGAUGUUGUCUGUGGAGCUGCUUCAAGAGAGCGUUUCUAUUACAUACCUUUUAUUAUGGCCACGCUAUUAUCAUUAGAACUUGUGAUCGCAGGAGUCCUGUUUGAGGUGGAUUCCGAUAUCUUGGCAGAUGUUGGAGUUUUUGGACAGCUUCCAGAUGACAUCAAGUAUGUGAUAGCUCGUGUUAUCAUGCUUUCGACUUUGGCUGUCUUCGGGUGUGUUGCUGCACUCAUGGCACCAGCGAUGUGCUGUCGUCCUAAAGAAUAUGAAACAAAGGACGGGGAAUGCUGUCCUAUGUGUCACGAAGGUUCAGUUGUUCAAAGGGACUGCACAGAGCAGUCAGGCACACGGUGCAUCCCCUGUGUGAAUGGGACUUAUAUGAACCAACCCAAUGGCCUGAGUAACUGUUUCCUCUGCACCUCCUGUGACCAAGGUCAUGGUCUCUUUGCCCAACAGGAGUGCACAGCCACAACUGACACAAUUUGUGAUGUUUUAAGUGGCUAUUUCUGCAAAGAUUGGAUGGAUGAUGCAGGAUGUAGUUUAGCCAAAGAACAUACUACAUGUGCACCUGGUCACAGGAUAAAAGUACCUGGAACCAGCAGAACUGAUACAGUGUGUGAACUUUGUCAGCCAGGCCAUUUUUCACAGGAUGGCCUGUAUUGCACAGCUUGGACUAGUUGCUCAGCAACCCAAGUACAGAUCAAAGAAGGAAGCAGCAGCAGUGAUGUUGUCUGUGGAGCUGCUUCAAGAAUGCAUUUCUUCUGUUUUAUAUCUGUUAUUAUCACCAUGCCAUUAUCAUUAGCACUUGUGAUCGCAGGCACACUGUCUUUGAAAAAAACAGACCUCUGCUCAGUCAGAUCGGCACAUAGAAGAAGUCUCACCAUACUGAAUGGCACCGUCCGGCACUCCAGGAUCCAGCUGUUUGGACCAGAGACCACAUGAACUCAGUCACAUGAUCCUGGAGUCCUUAUUUCAGUCUUGUGGAUUUGUAUUUUACACACACAGAGUUUUGAGGAAAACUUUCCACCAGCCUGAAUGAAGAUCCAGAAACGACCAGAGGCAAUAUAUCUACAUGUUGUAAGUACAUUCGUGGACGCGAUAUCUCAGGAACGCCAGGAGGGAAUUUCUUCAAAUUUGGUGUAAACGUCAUCUUGGACACAAGAAUGAACUGAUUGGAUUUUGGUGGUCAAAGGUCAAUGUCUAACAGAAUAAAAUUAUGAAGUGAGGACAUUUUGGACAGACGUGGAUAUAAACUGCAUCUUGACUGGUUGGUGGAGGCAUACAAGCACGAGGCGGUAAUUGCAGUUGUUUUACAAUCAAUUGUCACGCCCAUUACAUACACUUUCAAUGUCAUUUAUUAAGGCUUUUAAUUAACUACUGAUUUUUCAUUUAAAUGAAAUAUGAACUUUGUUUUACUUAAAUUCAAUGGUAACUUGUUAAUAUCAAACCAUUUCUUUAAGGCUUUUAAUUCCCUUUCCGCUGUAUUUAGGAGCUGUUCCAAACUUUUGUCAGAGCACAACACAGCACCAGCUAAGCAUAACAAUUGUGCAUUUUGUGAUAAAAGUAACAAAUUUGUCACUAGUAUAGGUUUAUAUGUUAUGAAAAGAUAUAGAUAUUGAGGUGCUGCAAAUUUGGCCCCUGAGGGCCAGGGCAACCAUUUUUCAAAUUCCUAAAUGUUGCAGAAAACUGACAUUAUGACUCUUGAUGAUUUCUUUAGAACGGCAAGAUCUUCAGCUUUUCCAUCGGUGUAUUUCACUUUUCAUUAGCAGUAAAAUUGAUGAGAUAUCGCUGGAUAAAGUUCUGGGUCGCCAGUAACCUGUAAUCACAGUUAAAGUGAUUCUGAACUUUGGUAGAACUUUGGGUUUUAUCGCUAACUAGCCAGGGCACAUGCACAACUAUAGGUGAAAAUCGUCAUCAAUUACUACCGUACUUGCAUGAGCGGAUUACGGUUUGUUAUGCUUUUUUUCUCUCUCCGUUCACUCCCGUUGAUAGCGAAACAAAUCUCUAAAUCGCACUUAAGCGUUUCUUCACAGCGCCUAAGCCAAAUGAACCGAACAAAACUUGUUUACGGGCACGCUACUUCGGUCCUCUGCUCUCUGUGUUGGUGGUCAUCGAGAGCAGGGCUAGCUCCUCCUCCACAUUAGAGUUGGGCCAGUGUAAAAACUUUCAAACUUUCACAACACUGGACCUUUGCACCGAAUUUUACCACUAGGUCUCGCACUUGACUCAGCAGCCACAACUCAGUGGAGCGACUUGUCACGAAAAUGAGAAUAGCUGGGCUGCGGUCGAAUAGUCCUUUUUGCUUAGGAAGGUUCCUAACGGAGUGAAAUGACCCAGAAGUACCUCAGAAGCAGCCUUGAUGAGAGCUGUUCGAAUUCUCCAAAUGCAAAGGAAAGGAGCUUCAAUGCUUCCUUUAUUAUCUCCUUUAGCAUAGGAUGCACUGGACCAUUCUUUACCAAAGGAAAAGAGAGAAUAACAUCCAACAGUUCCUUGCGGCCGCGGCAUUUAAAGCGACUCACCGUUUGGUCGUCCCUGAUAACAAACGAUAUGCUUAUCUUGCAUAUUAUUUUCAUACGCUCAUACACUCAUUGGGAUUAAUAUUUCUAUAUAUAUAAUAUAUGUUUAAUAUUAGUAGACAGCGACAACCAUUUCGUUUCACUUUAUUUUUAAUUAAUUAUUUAUUUCGAACAUGUAACAAAUACCUCAGUAAAAAACAAAACAAGAAUAACAUAAAAUGAACAGUAAACAAUCAAUUAACAAAUAAUCAACAUAAAUAAAUAUUACAUGUCCGAAAAGAAGUUGGAUGAAGUAUAUGGUCCUACACCUUCUCCAUAACUCGGUACAAUUAACUCAAUUUUUAUCAUAUAUUCUUUUAUUUAUUUCAAUUCGUCCAUAUUUCAUACAGUCUAUGGGACAGACGCUUCUGUUACCAAAGACAUCUAAUCCUAUUGGAGUUGGCACCUUGGCGUGGUGGAUUAGCUUGUGUGUCUCGGUGACCCUGUGAGCUAUUCCGACAGAAGACUAAUUUUAGUUUCCUUAUAGGUUCAACCAGGUCGGCUUGGUCACAGGCCAGAGACCAGACUAAUAUCAACUCCCCUGCUCAGAUUUGCAGGUCAUUUAAAAAAUAAAACAGUCGUAUGAACCUGAAGUGCCUACCCAAACUAAGAAGUUCUCAUGCGACCUGUGACUAGAGGUUACUGCCAAUCCUGAACUUUAUCUAGCGAUAUCUCUGUCACUUGUACAGAUAAUAAAAAGAAAAGCACACUGAUAGAAA
Molecule: messenger RNA, 3947 nt
Organism: Sebastes umbrosus (honeycomb rockfish)
Lineage: Eukaryota; Metazoa; Chordata; Actinopteri; Perciformes; Sebastidae
Exons: 15
Coding region: 131-1615 (494 amino acids)
Biological process (GO): negative regulation of alpha-beta T cell proliferation; positive regulation of peptidyl-tyrosine phosphorylation; positive regulation of cytokine production involved in immune response
Cellular component (GO): external side of plasma membrane
Molecular function (GO): protein binding
Source: RefSeq, a predicted model, not a curated record